Molecule: messenger RNA, 6724 nt
Organism: Scylla paramamosain (green mud crab)
Lineage: Eukaryota; Metazoa; Arthropoda; Malacostraca; Decapoda; Portunidae
Gene: SNF4Agamma
Biological process (GO): regulation of catalytic activity; protein phosphorylation
Cellular component (GO): cytoplasm; nucleus; nucleotide-activated protein kinase complex
Molecular function (GO): protein kinase regulator activity; protein kinase binding; AMP binding
Source: RefSeq, a predicted model, not a curated record
AGUUUGUAAGCCAGUGCGGUAGAGAGAGGCGCUCCCACAGCACCAGUCCGCCGUGCUGCGCCUCGCCGUGCCUCGCCGUGCCUGCCGCAGUGCAUGGUGGCGGCGCCUGGGGGGCCAUGGAGCGCCUGGGCAAGCCGCGGAGCCGGUCGCUGGACACGGCGACGCUGCAGGAGUCUGGCAUCGGGCUGCUGCGGCUGAGGCUGGGGCGGCGGUGUGGUGAGCGGCAGGACAGAGACGCCAAGGUGUCCCGCGCCACCCUGCUGCCGCCCCCCAACACUGCCAGGGACGUGUCCCCUGCACGCAGGUCCUCGCCGCGCGCCGUGCCCCGCGUGCCGGCGGCGGCCCACCUGCCCGUCGUGCCCUCGCCGCCCCCUGCCAUGUGCUCGGGCUGCCACGACCGCCUGUGGGUGAACGAGGCCAUGCUGGUGUCGGAGAUGGCCCGCGCCAACCCACGCCGCUACAGCCUAUCUCCCGACUCCCACCACGCAGCCCACCUGCCCUGCCACCGCCGCCCCUCCGCGCCGCCCACGCCCUUCAUGGUGGACGGCAUGGUGCAGCACUUCUACUCCUCAGAGGAGUGGCGGGCGGCGCUGGAGGGCGCCCCGCCCGUGGGAGAGCCCGGCCCGCAGCCCAGCAGGGAGGCGCCCACGCCCCUGCUGCCGUCCGCCUCGCCUGACCACCGCAGGUCCUUCUCCACCAGUGAGGCCAGGCCCAUCCCGGUGCCCGGCCUCCCCCGCGGCCUGCCCCCGCUCUCCCCCACCUCCUCCCCCGGGAAAUAUGACAAAGGUCAAAUGCGCCGCCACUCCAGCGAGAGUGACAGGCGGCGACAUGGCAGCGGGUCCUUGCAGCCUCCGUAUAUGCGAGGUGAAAUGGAUCCGAACCAGGCUGCUAUGCUCUUCAGAGACUCGCGCGGGCUGCCGUACGCUGACCCCUUCCUGGAGAACAUCAGCAGGAGUGACCUAGAGGAGGACGAGACACAGAUCUUCGUUAAAUUCUUCAAGUUUCACCAAACAUACGACCUCAUUCCCAUUAGUGCUAAGCUGGUCGUGUUCGAUACUCGUCUGCAGGUCAAGAAGGCCUUCUUCGCGCUGGUGUACAAUGGCGUCAGGGCAGCACCUCUCUGGGACUCCGCCCGCCAGCAGUUUGUGGGCAUGCUCACCAUCACAGACUUCAUCCGCAUCCUUCAGAUUCUCUACAACUCCCCUAACCGCAAGAUGGAGGAGCUGGAAGAUCAUCGACUUGAAACCUGGAGGACUGUGUUGAAGGACGAGGCGCGGCCGUUGAUCAGCAUCCGGCCCGAUGAGUCUCUGUACGUGGCCAUCCGCUCCCUCAUCCACCACAAGAUCCAUCGUCUGCCUGUCAUCGACCCGGCCACUGGCAACGUGCUCUACAUUGUCACCCAUAAGCGGAUUCUCAAGUUUCUCUAUCUCUAUAUCAAUGAGCUGCCCAAACCUUCUAUACUCCACAAACCCCUGAAGGAGAUGGACAUUGGUACCUACAACAACAUUGAGACAGCGCGGGAGGACACGUUAAUUAUCCAGGCCCUCAAUAAGUUCGUGGAGCGCCGGAUUUCAGCGCUGCCCAUCGUGGACGCAGACGGCAAGCUGGUGGACAUCUAUGCAAAGUUUGAUGUCAUUAACCUGGCUGCCGAGGGGACAUACAGCAACCUGGACGUCACCCUGCGCAAGGCCAACGAGUACCGCAACGAGUGGUUCGAGCAGGUCCACCGGUGCACGCUGCAGGAGACCCUGGGCACCAUCAUGGAGAGGAUCGUGAGGGCCGAGGUGCACAGGCUGGUGGUGGUGGACGAGAAGGACAGAGUUGUGGGCAUCAUCUCCCUCUCUGAUAUCCUGAAGGAGCUGGUUCUCAAGCCCUGCAUGGACAUGGAGCCAGGCAGCCUGCGGGAGGCCACAGCAGCAGCCACAGUGCAGCAGAUGACGGAGACGCUGGCCAAGUCGCCGUCCAACCUGUCCUCCUCCACGGAUGAGCCGGCGCCACAGGCCGACCUGAAUGGCGUGGGCAGCAGCGAGGACAGCCUGGGGGGGAAGUGGAGCAGCGACGACAGACUGAGCCAGCCCACCGCCUCCGCCGCCACGCUGUCCACCGCCUCCACCCGCCUCCGCCAAGACUGCCUCCAAGAAAUCGCUGGAGGACGACGGGGCGUUCCUCAUGGAGGAAGGCGGCGAUCCGCCCGUCAGACAGCCCGAGGUCAUACCAAUCACCGGGUGAGGCCACGCAGGUCAUACCGCACUCGUGACCUUUGGGACGUUACCUGUGCCACCACCACCGCCGCCGCCCGCCACACCACUGCUGCCACACAGAUCAUCGGAACCCUGCCUCACUUGACUCUGGCGCCGCAACCUGCACCGUGUGAACCAAGGGGCGCUGGAGGAAGCCACCAGGCCCACACACGGCUGCCCCUUGAUGUAUUGUGUCUACACCUAGCCACCACACCUCCAGUAGUCUGCUGAGAGAAGACAGAGCUAUACAUCACAACCUGCAAACCAAAGGGAAGCCGCAGAAAGCCAGCAGGCAUACACGCGGCUGUCCCUUCAAGACGUACUGCUCCCAGACACCCGUCACACCUCCUGUGGCCAUUCAUGGUUUGCUAGGAAGAGACAAGUGAACAAGUUAGUGAGAUACAGCACCACAACCCACCAACCAAAGGGAAAGCAAUAGAAAGACAGCAGGCCUACAUGUGGCUGUCUCCUUGCAAUAUACUUUGUCUCCCAGACCACAGCUCCAGUAGUUCACUAAGAGACAACUGACACAAGUCCCUUUCACUUAUCAAGAAAGAAAGAUUUGGAGGAUUGGGGGAGCUGGAAAACUGUGUCACACCUCCAAUAUAAGUCAGUUUGCUAGAAAACAAGAAACAAAGCUGGAAGGAUUUGGAGGCUGGAGGAACUGAAAAACUAUCACUCAGACCUCCAAGAGUCUUUCUAGUUUGUUAGGAAGAAAAGUACAAAGAUGGAGAGAUUUGGAGAACUGGAAAGAAAAUAUAAAACUUGAACGAUUUUUAAGCCUGGAAAAACUAGAAAACUAUCACUCAAACUGGACCAGACACAAAGCUGAAGGAACUGCAAAACUCUUGGUCAAACCAGUAAUUCCUCCAGUUUGCUGGGAAGACAAGACACAAAGCUGAAGAAACUGAAAAACUACCUUUCAAACCUCCAACAAGAAGAAUAAGAAGAAAAAGCUGCAAAAUUUAUAAGACUAGAAAUGAAAAUACCAUCAGGUCAUCGUAACCUUGAAGACACAACCCAUAACUCACUCAAAACCAGCAAACCCACUACAUACCCACCUACCCAAGAAGAAGAAAACAGUCAGCUGAAAGAUAACUUAAACACUGAAUUGUAAGCCUGUAGGAAGAACAGAAACGAGAGAGAGAGUGAAGGGAGGUUUAAUGUGGCAGCCUGAACAACGAACAGAGGUGAAUGGCAGAUGUGUGAACAAGGACAGUGAGACAAGUAAAGUGAUAUAGUAUAGAUAACAUUGUGUGUGUGUGUGUGUGUGUGUGUGUGUGUGUGUGUGUGUGUGUGUGUGUGUGUGUGUGUGCAUGUGUGUGCCAUAGACCAGAGUUAAGGAAGGUGAGAGGGGACAGAAAAGAUAGAAAAAUAUAUUGGAUGGUGAAAAUAAGGAGAGAAUGCAGUAAAUGAUGGAAUUGAUUAGAGAAUGGGGGGGAAUACUUGAUUGGAAGAAGGAAAUAGGGAAAUAUUACAAGAGUGAGAAGAGAGAAUUGCAAUAAUAGCUAAAAUUGGUAGAAAAGAAAAAUAAGAAAAUGCAGGAAAAAAAGUGAAGCUGAAGGGAUAGAAAUAGAAAACAAACACACACAAAAAAUGAAAACAAGACAGAAAGAAGGAAAAGAAGGAAAAAACAAUGAAAAGAGAACAGAAAGAAAAGAAAAAGCUAGAAAAAAGAGCUGAAAGUAAGUAUAGAGUAUGAAAAUGACAAAAAAAAAAAGAAGAACAGAAAUAGUGUUUAUAGGCACACCACUUGCCUCUGUAAUGCCAAUAUGCUCACACAAUGCUCCACUAUACUCAAAACAAAACUACAUAAAAAAAAUAUGAUAAACUUGAAAAUAUAAGUAAUAACAUUAAUCCUACUACUGCUACUACUACUACUGUUGCUACUACUACUACUACUACUACUACUACUACUAAUACUAAUACUACUGUUUGUGUUUGGUUUGCUUCAAGGGGAAAAAAACAAAAAUUUAAAGCAAAGGAUUGAGAGAAGGUGAGAGAAGCUAUGAUGAAGUGAGGGCCAGUGAGAGAAGGUGAGGGAAAUUAUGAAGAUAGUGAAUGAUAAUGAGGAUGGGAGAAAUAAGCAUGGAACUUCAAACACAGAAAGGUGAGGAAAGUUACAAUGAAGAUGAUAGCAAUAAUGAAGGCUAGAGAUAUUUUGAUGAAGAUAAUGAAAGAUAAUAAUGACAAACAGAGAGGCAAGAGGAGAAAUAAGCAGGUAAAGAUUCAAAGCAACAAAGAAGAUAAAGAGAUAUUAACAUGAAGAUAGUGAAGAAUAAUGAUGAUAAAACAGAGAGGAGAGAGAAGAAACAAGCAGGUAAACACACAGGCCAGGAAACGCAAACAAACCAAACACUUCUCUGACAAAACACAAAAAGCAGAAAUAGUUAACAUGACAAGUGUCACCCCUCUAAGCAGGAUAGUAUGGACACCGUAGACAGUAGCCAAUAGUCAGGUAGUUAGGCAGCAAUUCCUACUAGCAGUGCACUAAUUUUGACUAGCAGCAGUGGUGAUAGUAAAGUUGUGACAAAGAAAAUGGGAGAGAAGUGUGAAAUUGUCAAAGUUGAUAGAAAAACAGAAAAUAAAGGGAAAUGAGUGAAAGGAAGUGUGAUAAAGAAAAAAAAUAUGUUGAAGUAGUAGAGGAGGAAAGUAAAUAAAGGAGAAACCAAGAAAAUGUGAAAGUAAAAGACAAGAAAAUAUAGCAAAGAGAAUAAGGAAACAAAAUGAAAGGAGAAAAAGCAGAAAAACAAAAUAUAUCAGUAGAAAAGCAGAAAAGAAAAAACGAAAGGGAAAACAAAAAAAAUGAAUGAAAGUAGGAAACAAAAAGAAAACAACAAAAAAGCACUAAUAAAACAAUACCAGAAAAAAAAGACGAGAAAAAAAACAGACGAAAAUAGUAAUAAUAAUAAUAAUAAUAAUAGUAAUAAUAAUAAUAAUCCAGCUUUGAUCGUCUUGCCUCAGUGACACUCCAGGCUUGUUUUUGUGUUGUUCACCUCCAUUUCUUGUUCACACUUUUUUUUUUUUUUUUUUUUUUUUUUUUUUUUUUUUUUUUUUUUUUUUUUCUCGUCUCAUUCACUAAGCUCGGCAUUGUGGCAGGCGAGGUUAGGUUAGGUUAAUCAAUAAGCUUGUAGUGAAACUGUAGAAUUCCUGUAGAGAGAGUGAGAGAGUGAGAAAGAGAGAGAAUCACAUAAACUAAUUUUUUCAUGAGUGAGUGAAUGAGUGAGAAAAAAAUGUAUAAAAAAAGAAUGAUUGGAUGGAUAAAAUUCAUGCAUUCAUACAUCUAUAAAUAAAUAUAUAUAUAUACAUAUAUAUAUAAUAUACAUACAUACAUACAUAUAUAUAUAUAUAUACACAUACAUACAUCAUACAUACAUAAAUACAUACAUGGUGAAAUGUGUACAUGUGUGUGUAUAUCAGGGAUUGACUUUGUUGUUUGUGUCGUGUAUGUAUAGCAACACACACACACACACACACACACUUAUACAAACACACAAACACAGAUACAUGAGUGGUUUCAUACAUAACAAGUAGGAAAAUGUAUAUAUAUCAAAUACGCACACACAAACAAACACACAAACACACUAAAACAAAGGGAGACAACAAGCUAAACUCAGUCUUGUAAAAAUAGAUAUAGAAAAACACACACACACACACACACACACACACACACACACACACAGCUCCCACUUAGUGCAAUGAAAGCAAGCUACAAUUCGAACAUAACUUAUAUAUAUAUAAAGCCUUUACCAUUGUAUCGAAGCCUUAUUUUCAUUUAUAUCAUCCCGGAGAGAGAGAGAAAGGGAGAGAGAGGAUGGAUUAAAGGGAGUACUUAAAAUAUGCAAUGUUUCUUGAUAUUAAGAAGUGUGUGAAGGAGAGGAGAGAGAAGAUAGGAGGAAGACUGGAGAGGAAGAGAGAGAUAGCAAGUAGAUGGAGAAGAGGAAAGAAUGGAAGAAAAAAUAGAAAGGAAGAAUAGAAGACCUGGAGAAGGAGAGGAAAUGGAAAAAUAAAAGAAAGAAACAAGAAAAAAUAAGAGUGAAGUAGAGAAGAUACAACAAAGAAGAAGAAAAGAUCGAACACAAAGAAGAAGAGGAAACAAAAGAAAGAAAAGAAUACAGAACACAACGAAGAACGAAAAGAAAGAAAAGUACAGAAGAUAAAACCUCAUGACAAGAGAGAGAGAGAGAGAGAGAGAGGAGGAGGGAAGCUACAAGGAAUGCCAGCUUGUUUUCAUCUCAUAUAAACGAAAAAUAUAAAAAAUACACAAAAAAAAACAUGUAUUCCGUGCCUCACCGCUACUUCUAAGACAUCCAUUGUUCAGCUUGUAUAUAAGUAAGGAAGUUUAAAAUAAUAAUAAUAAUAAUAAUAAUAAUGAUGAUGAUGAUGAUAGAGGAAUCCGCUGAUGCUGACGUCAAUACCUUUGUAAAUAACAAUGUACCCCCUUUAGAACUCAAAAAAUAUAAUAAAAAAUAAUUUAAUAUUGA